GUGAACGGGGCGAACUGUCACUUCCAUUCAGCCACUACAACACAAAUCCAAACCAUAGUGAUUUCUUCCUCGUCUCCUUUAUUUAAGUUCUCUUUUACUGUAUCUUCACGACUUGCUUGUUUUUCUUUUGGAGAGCCAGCACUCAGACACCCCAAAUCUGCGGUGCGCGCUCGGUUCAGCAUGCGUUUGGCGCACGGAGAGGACACUUGGCGAGCUUCGGCGCGGGGAUGAUGUUCAACUCAUCGGGUCUAGUAGAUAUCUUCCCAUUUACCCAUCAAGAGAUCGUGUCGGAAGUUUUCAAUGGUUCUUUACUGUUCUAUAACGUCUCGAUGGCCAUGUGGAACAAAUCCUGCGGGUUAGAACAAAUACCCGAUUUCACCACGCCGGAGAAAAUUGUCAUCGGGUUGAUGUUGGCUAUCAUCACCACCGUGACGGUAAUUGGAAAUACGCUGGUUGUGAUCGCAGUGUGCGUGGUUAAAAAGCUCAGACAGCCGUCCAACUAUUUGUUGGUGUCUCUCGCGGUGGCGGAUCUCUCCGUGGCGAUCGUGGUGAUGCCUUUCGUGAUCGUGACCGACCUCACGGGUGGAAAGUGGCUUUUUGGAGAGGUCUUCUGUAACAUCUUUAUCGGAAUGGAUGUGAUGUGCUGUACGGCGUCCAUCAUGACACUGUGCGUGAUCAGCGUGGACAGGUACCUUGGCAUCACCCGGCCUUUGACGUACCCCGCUCGCCAAAACGGCCAGCUGAUGGCGAAAAUGAUCUUCGGGGUGUGGCUCGUAUCCGCCUCCAUCACGCUGCCUCCAUUUUGCGGAUGGGCGAAAAACGUCAACACGGCCGGCGUCUGUCUGAUCAGCCAAGACUUCGGCUACACCAUCUACUCCACCGCCGUGGCCUUCUACAUCCCCAUGAUCGUAAUGCUCUUCAUGUACUACAAGAUCUUCAAGGCCGCCAGAAAGAGCGGCGCCAAGCAUCGGUUUACCGACUUUACCCGCCGGGAACGCCUGGAGACGGUAGCCAGCGAAGCCCUGAGGAUGCAGGGGCUCAAACCCCAACCGGGCGUCGCAGAGGAGUGCGCCGCUCUUUCUCGUCUGCUAAGUCGCGAGCGACAGAACAUCUCCAUCUUUAAGCGGGAGCAAAAGGCUGCCACGACCCUGGGCGUGAUAGUCGGGGUGUUCGGGAUUUGUUGGUUGCCGUUUUUUAUUCUGUCGACAGCCAGACCCUUUAUAUGCGGGGUCAAGUGUAGCUGCAUACCGAUUUGGUUGGAGAGGACGCUGCUAUGGUUCGGGUACGCCAACUCGCUGAUGAAUCCCUUCAUUUAUGCUUUCUUUAAUCGGGACCUGCGCUCCACGUACAGGGACCUGCUUCGUUGCCGAUAUCGAAACAUUAACCGCCGUCUGUCGGCUGUGGGAGUUCAUGAGGCAUUGAAAGUUUAAUAAUGCUGAGUGAAAGUGAUUUGGCCCAAAUCCGGGUGCAGUCAAAAGACACAUAAUUCAUAUGUGACUAACCAAGACUUUUAAAGGCAGUAAAGUGAAGAACAGUGUACAGGAUUGCGAUACACUAUACAAUGAAGAGUGGGAAUCAUUCCAGCAAGCAAUAGCCAUUAUUUCAGGUUAACUAUAGACUCGAUAUAGUCUGGCUAUAUGAGUAACCCACUUUAAUUUGGUUACAUGACCAAAUUUUGACCAACAUAACUUGGGAGAUGCAUGAUAUUCCAUCAUGUAACUAAAGUCAACAGUGAUUACAAGGUGUUCAUUUAUUUAUUUAUUUUAUGUAUUUUUGAGCAACAGUUUGACGUAUAUUUAAUUUUACUGACAGCCCAAACUUUUAUAUGUUUUAUCCUAAACGAAUGGACUGUGUUUAGACGGCAUUUAGACGUCUUUUAAAGGCAAAGUUGCUUGCUGGGAUGGAAAACAUGAUUAUGGACAAUGGGACCAGGGCUUCAUAUUUCUUCAGAACACUGAUAUAUUAGUUCCCUUAAAGUGUUUUUCAUAUCUUUAUAUGUUCUAGUUGUUUGAUUAGGGUUGGAGCUAAACUCUGCAGAGACACCGGACCUCCAGGACCAGGAUUGGUGACCCCUGUGUUACACCUAUAGAUGACACACACACUCCUAUCAUUAAUUAAAAAAUAAAAGAGUAAAUAAAUAAAAAAGCUUUUAUCUAUCAUAAUCUUAUGUUUCAGUAUCCCAAUUGUGACCCUAGACCACAAAACCAGUCAUAAAAAAAGGACAAUAGCUGUGUCCCAAUUUGAAGGCUGCGACAUUUUAAUGCUAAGUACACACCAAACACGGGGCAUCGCGUUACUCGCUCUAGAUUACUCGCAGGAUUUAACUUCGUGUCAUGCGAAUUUUUCGCUCGAGUUGAAUAUUUUCAACUUGGGCGAAGACGCGUUUGAGGCGAAUAGCGCCGCCCAUAUCACGUCAUUCGCAUCGCCCCAUGCAAGGACGCAUCUGAACGCGUCUUUGCAUUGACUUUGUAUUCAAUCUACUUGCGCAAAUUGUUGAACUCGCGUCUGGUGUGAACCCACAGUAAGGACACCACCUCAGAAGGUGAACAGUCUCCGAAGUCCCCGAAGAGAACUGAAAUGAGACGG
This is a messenger RNA of Misgurnus anguillicaudatus (oriental weatherfish), 2586 nucleotides long. It is a transcript of the gene htr7c, whose product is annotated as 5-hydroxytryptamine (serotonin) receptor 7c. The record is from RefSeq and is a predicted model, not a curated record. Gene Ontology annotation, molecular function: G protein-coupled serotonin receptor activity. Gene Ontology annotation, cellular component: plasma membrane. Lineage: Eukaryota; Metazoa; Chordata; Actinopteri; Cypriniformes; Cobitidae. Gene Ontology annotation, biological process: circadian rhythm; adenylate cyclase-activating adrenergic receptor signaling pathway; vasoconstriction.